Molecule: messenger RNA, 9216 nt
Organism: Nematolebias whitei (Rio pearlfish)
Lineage: Eukaryota; Metazoa; Chordata; Actinopteri; Cyprinodontiformes; Rivulidae
Gene: cubn
Product: cubilin (intrinsic factor-cobalamin receptor)
Exons: 57
Molecular function (GO): calcium ion binding
Source: RefSeq, a predicted model, not a curated record
AUGGCUGGGACACUGCAGUCCUCAUGGCUUUUCUUCAUAGUUCUCUUGUUUGCAGGCCAGCAGGGACAGACAAGGGACAAUAAACUAACACAGCCUCGUAUGCUGUCUGAUAAUGGUCACCUUGUGUUCACAACUGGGGACAAUAAGGACAUCCGCUUCCAGCCUUCAGGAUCAGGUCAAGUUAAAGUGGGGAAUGAAGACCUCACUCAACUUCUGAAUCAAAUCAAAACCAAUAAAGAAGACAUUGAUGACAUUAAGUCUCAUGGAGGAGGAGUUCCACCUGAAAUCACCAACAAGCUCACCCAACUUGACACUAAGGUGACGGCACUAGAAGGCCAGGUGACUGACCUUCAGCAGACAGUCCAGCGCAGCUCCUGCAGCAGUAACCCCUGCCAGAAUGGAGGAACGUGUCUGAACUUGUUGAACUCAUACCACUGCUUGUGUCACACCAACUGGGCUGGCCCUAAUUGUGCAACGGAUGUAAAUGAAUGUCAGGUGUAUGCAGGAACUGUUCAAAGUUGUCAGAAUGGAGCCACUUGUGUCAACAGUCCUGGAUCUUUCACCUGUAAUUGCUCUCCAGAAUGGUCAGGGACUCUCUGCACUGUGCGUUACGAUGACUGCAGGAAUGCAGGACAGGACCUGUGUGUGCAUGGUUUAUGUAUUGAUGCAGAUCGCGUUGUACCUGGACAGCCAAAAUACCAGUGCAUUUGUGAGAGUGGAUGGGAGGCUCCAGCGGGAAACCCAGCGUGUGUGGCAGAUGUUGAUGAGUGUAACCUACCCACCAAGCCUUGUUCAGCCAACCCUGCUGUUCCCUGCUACAACACCCAGGGUUCUUUCUACUGUGGAGCCUGUCCUGCUGGUUGGCAAGGCAACGGAUACAGCUGUCAGGAUGUGGAUGAAUGUUUGACCAACAAUGGUGGCUGCUCUGUCACUCCGAUGGUUCAGUGUUUGAAUACUAUGGGCUCUUUCCACUGUGGACCCUGUCCUCCUGGCUAUGAGGGAGAUGGGAGAACAUGCACGCAAUCCAAUAUCUGCUCUUCCAACAAUGGAGGCUGCUACCCGUUGGCUAGUUGCUCCUCUAACCCAGGUUCAAGCUUCCCUGUAUGCACCUGCCCAGCAGGAUAUACUGGCAAUGGUUACGGCCCAACAGGUUGCACCCAGAUGAGUAACAUCUGUCAGAGCAACAACCCCUGUGUCAAUGGACAGUGUGUGAGUACCACCUCACCGCCUGGCUACUUCUGCAACUGUAACGCUGGCUGGCAAGGACCUCACUGUGACCAGAAUAUUGAUGAAUGUUCAAGUAACCCCUGUCAAAAUGGAGGAACCUGCACUGACAGCAUCAAUGGAUUUACAUGUAUCUGCACUUCCCAGUGGACUGGUCCGUUCUGCCAGAGUCCACAGCAAGUGUGUGGAGGCCAUCUGACUGGCCCCGCUGGUUCGUUCAGUUAUCCCAACACUCCAGGUCAUGAUGAUUAUGAUCACCAGGUCAGCUGUGCCUGGGUGAUAACCACCGAUCCAAAUAAGAUUCUUCGUAUCACCUUCCCUUUUUUCGAUAUUGAGAACAGCGCCAACUGCAACUUUGACUUUCUUCAGAUCCAUGAUGGCAGCAGUGCCUCUGCUUAUAUGAUUGGAAAAUACUGUGGACAAAAUAAUCCUCCAGAACUUUUCAGCUCACAUAAUUCUUUGUAUUUUUGGUUUCGCUCUGACCAUUCUAUCAGUAAGGGUGGCUUCACCGUAACUUGGCAGUCACAGAACCCAGUAUGUGGUGGUGAACUCAGUGCUUCCUAUGGCAACAUAAACUCACCUGGUUACCCUGGCAACUACCCACCUGGCAGGGACUGCUACUGGAGAGUUGCAGUGGAACCUGCCCUUCUUAUUACCUUUGCAUUUGGUACUUUAAGUAUAGAACAACACCCAGACUGCAACUUUGACUUCUUAGAGGUAUUUGAUGGGAACAGCAGCAGUGCUCCACAACUGGCCAGACUCUGUGGCACAGAGCUCCCAGGCAGCAUCAACUCUUCCAGCCACCAGUUGUACAUCAAACUCCGCACAGACAACAGCAUCAAUGCUGGAGGCUUCCUCGCAUCAUACGGCUCCAAAUGUCAGAACAUCCUGAUCUCAGGUCGACACAGAGGAGUGAUCGAGUCACUAAACUUUCCAAACAACUACCCAGCCAACUCCCUGUGCAGCUGGACCAUCCAGGCCACCAGUGGAAACACAAUUAACUACACCUUUACUGCCUUCCAGUUGGAGGGAACAUCCAGCUUCUGUGAUCCUGGCUGCGGCGGUACAUUCACUGACACUGAGGGCAUCAUAAUUUCCCCCAACUGGCCUAAUAACUAUGCCCACAACCGCCAGUGUAUCUACUUGAUUAGGCUGCCAGUGGGUGAAAAAGUGGCCCUUAACUUUACCCACAUGGAUCUAGAAACUCACAGUGGCUGCUCUUUUGACUAUGUGGAGGUACGUGAUGGGAGUAUGGAAACUGAUCCUUUGAUAGGGAAGUACUGUGGAAGCCUCCUCCCAGCCCCCAUUGUCUCAUCAUCUAACUCUCUGUGGAUACGCUUCAAGUCUGACAGUUCAGUCAAUCGAGCUGGUUUCAGGGCUGUCUACACUGUUGCUUGUGGAGGAACUUUAUCGGGGACAGGACAGUUUCGUUCUCCCUACCACCCAAAUUCCUAUCCCCACAACAAAAUCUGUGAGUGGGUCAUUAACCAACCAGAGGGCUAUGUGGUCACACUCAACUUUCUCGCUUUUGACAUCGAGGGAGGCUCCUGCCAGUUUGACUUUGUUGAGGUCAGGGAUGGGUCUACAUCUAGCUCUCCCCUAAUGGGGACAUUUUGUGGUGCUACACCUCCUCCCAGACUCCAGUCCACACAGAGAUCUAUGUAUAUCCAGUUCAGGACCGACUCCUCUGUCAGCAACCUUGGCUUUGAAGCGUCCUAUGGCUCUGCCAUAGAGGGUUGUGGGGCAACCCUGACGAGUCCCUCCGGCACCAUAACAAGCCCUGGCCACCCAAGCAGCUAUCCACAUGGUGCUAAUUGUACCUGGUACAUUAACGUUCCAGCAGGCAACCUGAUUCGACUGUCGUUUGACUCAUUCAACCUGGAAUACCACGCUAAUUGUAAUUUUGACUACGUUGAAGUAUAUGACAAUGGUACGGUGGAGACUGGCAACAAGCUUGGCAGGUAUUGUGGACGGUCAGUGCCGCCAUCCCUCACAAGUUCUGACAACCAGCUGACCCUGCUAUUUGUAUCUGAUUUGAGCUUAAGCCAAGAAGGGUUUUCUGCCAGUUAUGUAUCAAUAAAUGCCACCACAGACUGUGGUCAGAUCCUGACCUCGCCAACAGGUUCGUUCAGUUCACCUAACUACCCGGACAACUACCCAAACAGCAGAGACUGUGUCUUUAAGAUCAUUGUUGAGCUCAACAUGCAGAUUAUGCUGAACUUUACAGCAUUUGAGUUAGAGGGCUCUUUUCCAACUUGCGCCUACGACUUUGUAGAGAUCAGGGAUGGAGGUUAUGAGACAUCUCCAUUCAUUGGUAAGUUCUGUGGCGAUCAAAAACCUCCAGUUCUGAUGUCCCAUAGCAACCGUUUAUGGGUUAGGUUCCGCUCUGAUUUUAUAACCACACGUCGAGGAUUUACUGCCCACUGGGAUGGAACACAGACAGGUUGUGGAGGAACACUGACAACAACAUCUGGAGGAUUUUCUUCUCCUAACUACCCUCUGCCGUACCACCCCAAUUCAGAGUGCUACUGGCACAUUAAGACCAGCCAGGGCAGUGAACUCCAGCUUUCUUUCUCAGAUUUUCACCUGGAGUCCAGCUCAUCUUGCACCUUUGAUUACCUAGCAGUGACAUCUAAUUGUCUGUUGUUUUCAUUCCUCUCUGUAAAUCUACUUCAGACAGAUUUGUCUAUGUAACGUUGUACUUACCAUGUUCUCCAAACAUUGCUCUUCUAGCUCUAUGACGGGCCUAAUGAGCAAGCUCCUCUUAUUGGGAAAUUCUGUGGAAAUUCGCCUCCACCAGCCAACAACACCAUGAGCUCCGCCCUUACUAUGGUUUUCAGAACAGACUCCUCCUUGUCCCUGCCUGGGUUUCAGAUGAUGUGGUACCAAAAUGGUUGUGGUGGGGAACUUUCUGGCCCCAGAGGCUCCAUCAGCAGCCCAGGAUAUCCAGUCAAGUAUCCUGAAAACACAGAGUGUAUCUGGUAUAUCACCUCAACAGCUGGCAGCAGUAUUACCCUCACCAUCCAUGAAUUUGAUGUAGAAUAUCAUCAAGACUGCAACUAUGAUGUGCUGGAAGUAUAUGGAGGCCCAGACCUGUCAGCCCCUAAACUGGCUCAGCUGUGCAGCACCACAACAAACCCAAUGCAAGUUUCCAGCACCGGCAACCUACUUACCCUGCGUUUCAAGUCUGAUGCCUUCGUCAGUGGUCGAGGUUUCAAUGCAAGCUGGCAAGAAGUCCAGGGAGGCUGUGGAGGUCCAGUGACUGCACCGUCAGGGGAAAUUCAUUCUCCUUUGUACCCAAACAGCUAUCCGAACAACGUGGACUGUUCCUGGGUGAUCAGUGUGGAUGCCGGUCAUCGUGUCUCCUUGAACUUCACUGAUCUGGACAUUGAGUACCAUAGCAACUGCCUCUGGGAUUAUGUAGCUGUCCAUGAUGGAACAAGUAUAACUUCUCCACUGCUUGCCCAAAUUUGUGGCACCAGCGCUCCUCUCACCAUAUCCUCCACCACAAACACCAUAUAUGUUCGCUUUAGGUCUGACUUCAGUAACAACCACCGUGGCUUCAGUGCUAGAUUUUCUGAGGCCUGUGGCACAACUAUUACAACAGACGAUAUUGGUGGAGCCAUUGCAUCGCCACGGUACCCAGCAUCAUAUCCACCAAAUCAGAACUGCAGUUGGAUCAUCAAAGCACAGGAACCAUUCAACCAUGUGACCCUGUCAUUCACUGAUUUUGAGCUGGAGAUGAUAAACGUCAACUGCUCACAUGAUGCUGUGGAGAUCCUGGAUGGAGACAACUACCAAGCACCUUCUAUAGGGCGCUUCUGCGGCUACGAAAUACCUCAUCCAGUGACAUCUUUCAGCAACUCUUUGGUGGUCAACUUCAUCUCUGACCACUCCGUCUCUGGAAAAGGCUUCAGAGCCACUUACUCAGCCUCCACUUCCAGUUGUGGUGGAGAUCUGGUGAUGCAGAGUGGUGCAUUUAAUAGUCCUAACUUUCCUGAUUCCUAUCCACCAAACAUGGAAUGCGUGUGGACCAUUAGGAGUUCACCAGGAAAUCGUCUACAACUCUCCUUCAUUACAUUUCACCUCCAGGGAGGCUCAAACUGUGAAAACGACUACCUGGAAAUCAGAGAAGGAAACUCCACUGGAGCUGUGGUUGGUCGUUUUUGUGGAAACUCUCUUCCCUCCAACUAUACUUCUGUGAUUGGUCACAUCCUGUGGGUUAAGUUUGUCUCAGAUGGGUCAGUAAGUGGAGCAGGAUUCAGAGCCACCUUCUCACACUUGUAUGGUAUUGAUGUGACGGGAGAAUCUGGUCAGAUCGCAUCCCCGCUGUAUCCAAGGACAUAUCCCAAUAAUGCCAACUACAAAUGGACCAUAACUGUGGAGGGAACAAGCUACAUUCAAAUCCGCUUCUUGGACAUGGACAUAGAGGACCUGUACGACUGCUACUAUGACCAUCUGAAAAUAUUUGAUGGCCCAAAUGUUCAUUACUACCCGAUUGGGACAUUUUGUGGUCUGACCCUGCCUGGCCCCAUUAGAAGCUCAGGAAACACUGUCACCCUGCAGUUCCAGACAGAUCUGGUGGUGGGAGGACGAGGCUUCCUUGUGGAAUGGACUGCUGUGCACGGCUCUGGACCACCACCAACUAUUACACCAGGUGAAACACAACAGCUCCUCACUGUUCUGAAUGGGUUGGCUGCAGAUGCCCCGCGCCUGCAGCGGUUCUGUGGUACAGUACCUGCAGGAACUCAAGUGCAUUCUUCCGGUAAUACCAUGGCUGUUGUGUUCCACACUGAUGCUUCUGUAACCAACGGUGGCUUUUCAGCGACGUACUCUUCUGAUGAGUCUGCAGAAUGUGGUGGAGUUCUGAACAAUCCCGCUGGUGGGAAUUUCACCUCUCCUGGCUACCAAGUGUCCAAUUACAGUAACAACCUUAAUUGUGAGUGGUUAAUUGAAAACCCACGUCAUGUCAAUUCCUCGAUUGUGGUGCUUGUUCAGGACCUGCAUGUGGAAAACCAUCAAACUUGUAAAUCCGACUUCCUGCAAUUCCGUUUAGGUGACUCAGAUGGGGAACUGUUGGCCAAGUUCUGUGGACAAACCGCCCCUCAAAUUCCCAUUGUUGUAUUUACACCAAAGCUCUGGGUCCACUUCCAAACUGACUCAGCCCAGGUUGACUUGGGCUUCAAGGCCUUAUACUCAUUCUCUGAGUGUGGAGGAUGGCAAACAGGUGCAGGAGGAGUGCUAUCCAGUCCUAAUUAUCCAGACAUCUACCCCAGUCCCAGUCGCUGUGCGUGGCUGCUUGAAGCUCCAGUUGGCCAUACUAUCACAUUGACUUUCAGCUUUUUCAACCUGGAGCCACAUACCACCUGUAGCUGGGACUCUGUUACCAUUUUUAAUGGAGGCUCUCCUGGAUCUCCUAUUAUUGGCCAGUACUGUGGUACCACCUCUCCUGGAACUAUUCAGUCAGGGUCCAAUAAACUUGCUGUGGUUUUUCUGGCUGACCACAGUGUUUCCAGAGGUGGAUUUGUUGCCACGUGGUCAGCUGAUUCUUCAGGUUGUGGAGGGGUGAUCCAUGCUGAUACUGGAACAAUUAAGUCACCAAAUUAUCCCCAAAACUUCCCAGCCAAUGUGGAGUGUACCUGGCAGGUCAUUGCUCAUGAAGGAAACCACCUGGAGAUGAGCUUCAAUACUAAUUUUGAGAUUCCUGAUUCUACUGGGACCUGUCAGAACUCGUACAUCAAGGUGUGGUCGGGCAGCUCCCAAAGCGAUGAGGCUCUGCUGGCGACAGGCUGUGGUUCUGUGGCUCCAGGUCCCAUCGUUGCUCCGUAUAACAUCAUCUCAAGUCGAUUUCAAUCUUCUGAAACUGCUGGGAAAGGUUUCUCUGCUUCGUUUAGUAACCGCUGCGGUGCAAACUUUACAGCAGCCAGCGGUCGUGUGGUCUCUCCAAAUUUUCCAGCUGACUACCCCGACCGCUCGAACUGCAACUACACUAUAGAUGCUGGAGUGCAAACAGUGAUCGUCCUCACCUUUCAGGUUUUCCAGCUAGAAGCACACUCCACGUGCAUGUAUGAUGGUCUGAAGAUCUAUAAUCCAAGUACUAGUGGUACUGCUUUUGCCACUUUAUGUGGUACCACCAUUCCAGGUCCCUUUUCCACAUUUGGUUCAAUGUUACUCCACUUCUACUCAGACUCUGUGAUCAGCAGCAGUGGCUUCAUGGCUGAAUACAGAACCAUUCCGUGUGGUGGAUUUUUUAACAGCUCCGCAGGUACUGUGAGCAGCCCAGGACUGUCCAUGAUCAAUUAUCACCACAACAUGAACUGUACCUACCAUAUCAUGGUCCAAGCAGGCAGAGUAAUGGAUCUCAAAUUCAACACUUUCCAUCUUGAGGCAUCAUCUUCAUGUCGUUAUGACUAUGUGGCUGUCCAUGAUGGACAGGACACCUUAGCACCUUUGCUGGGGACAUUCUGUGGUUCAGUCCUCCCACCUAAUUUGCGUUCCACCACAAACCAGUUGUUCAUUGUCUUCAAGACAGAUUCCACAGUUAAUGGUGUAGGCUGGAGAGCUACUUACAGUGAAACACUUGGUCCAGCUCAAGGAUGUGGUGGUUACCUCUCCAUGCCUAUGGGCAUGUUUGGUUCACCAGAUCCAAACCUGGACGGACGUUAUGAGCCCAGGAUGGACUGUCUAUGGACCAUUGAGAUGCCAGUCAACAGGGCUAUCAAUCUGACCUUCAGCUCCUUUGACAUUGAGAACUCUGCUGAUUGCCGCUAUGAUUAUGUCAAAGUUUAUGAUGGUGACAACAUUAACUUCCCUCUGGUUGGGACUUUUUGUGGACUCUCCAUCCCUGCUUACUUUUUGUCCAGUGGAAACUUCCUGACGAUUCACUUUUUCACUGACAGCUCCGUAGAGAAGGCAGGCUUCAAUGCUACCUACAGAUCUAUACCAUUGGUUUGCGGUGGGACUCUAAAUGCCACAAGUUCUGUACAGACCCUGAACUCACCCUCCUUCCCUGGCGCUUACCCUCCUUACACGUCAUGUCGCUGGAUCCUCGAUGCACCGCCCCAAGAAACUAUUAAAGUGUCAGUCCCGACAUUUGUCCUCCAACCAAGCCAAAGCUGCUCUACAAACUUUCUGGAGAUGAAGGACUGGCCUUUGGGAGACUAUGGACAGUCGUUUAAGUUCUGUGCAUCAGAUGCUCAGCCUCCAGACUUUUACAGUUACAGUAGGACAAUCCACGUCAACUUCAAAUCUGAGGCUUUCUUCACAGGAAACGGUCUCAGUUUCACCUUUCAAAUUGCCAGCUGUAGCAGAACAUAUGAACAGGAAUAUGGCUACCUGAAGAGUCCAGGGUGGCCUGACAUCUACCCCCACAACAUGGAUUGCAUCAUCAUCCUAAAGGCACCGCAGAACAGCUACAUCUCUUUCUUCUUCAACAGUUUCGAUUUGGAGACCCAUAAUGACUGUAACUUUGACUAUUUGGAGGUUCGUAAUGGAAGUACAGCAGACUCGCCACUGAUUGGUCAGUUCUGUGGUAGCACCCUGCCCAGCCCCAUCUUCCCACAAUCUAACCUGCUCUACUUACGCUUCAAGAGUGACUUUUCCCAGGCCAGAGACGGUUUUGAUGCUACGUGGACAUCCUCGCCUCACGGUUGUGGAGGCAUCCUUUAUGGAGACCACGGCUCAUUCUCAAGUCCCAACUACCCAGGGACAUAUCCCAACAGUACUAACUGUGAGUGGGACAUUAAGGCACCUCGGGGUCGUGUGGUGACCGUUACCUUCGUUCAAAUAAGUAUUGAUGAUGCAGGAGACUGUCAAGUGAACUUCUUAAAGAUGUAUGAUGGCCCAGACAACUCUUCACCUCUUAUUGGACCUUACUGCGGAAUGGAAACCAACAUUGCUCCAUUCACAGCCUCCUCCCAUGAGGUUCAUGUGGUUUUCCAAGCCCAGUACUCCAUCUUGCCGUCAGGAUUCAGAAUCACCUGGAGGAGCUGA